Molecule: messenger RNA, 1966 nt
Organism: Gryllus bimaculatus (two-spotted cricket)
Lineage: Eukaryota; Metazoa; Arthropoda; Insecta; Orthoptera; Gryllidae
Source: the annotation of a GenBank genome assembly
AGACAACUCCUCAAGUCUGCAGCCCCAAUUCCGCCCCCAACCUGUCCACCCCUUACGUGACGCACUAACGGCGUGAGUAUCGCCGGAAAUCUGCGUAUCCGGCCGGGAGGAUUAUGGAUCAAUCAGGAUUAUGUGCGGGACGCUACAAGGCCGCAGCCCAUCCCGGAGAUUGCUCAGCCCGCGCGGGCAGAGAGCGCGAGCCGGGCCGCGAUUCCGCGAGCGACUGACCGCGGCGGCGCUCGGUUGGCGCGAGGCGGCGCAGGCCGCGGUUGAAAGUGACAGUGGCGGCCGCCUCCCUCCCGCACUGACCCACAUGGCCGGCGGUUUCUCCGUCCACGCGCCGUCCCAGGCGCCGUCUCCGCCGCAGUCGCCCGCCACCCGCCGCCCGCGCCCCGUGCUGCAGCAGCCCCGCCUCCGCCAUCAUGCCUCCGGCCACUGCGUCAGAGCGUCUCGAGCAAGACGCAGAGCCUCGGCGACUCCUGUUCUUCUCCCAGGGGAAAGGCUUGGAAACGAAAGGCUCUCGUCCUUUCACCGUCCGCCGGCGUCGAGUCGAGCGGCGCCGCACCGCCCGCACCGGCGUCAGUCGCGACUGCGCUUCUUCUGGGCGAUGGGCAGGGAAAGCGUGCAGAAUAAACCUUGUUCCAUUGCGAACGCGGGGCGUCCAUGUAGCAACUCAUUGCUGAAGUCACCGCUGGUGCUGCUGCUCGUGGUAACUUUGGCAACGCCAACGCUACAAGAUGUCCAAAGCGCCGUGCAGGCAGUCACCACCUUCAGCAACAGCCUCGUGCCUAAGCUCUACCAGGCGUUGGCGCCUGGACGAGAAAAUGUGGUGUUCGCCCCCUUCGGGCUGGCAACGAACAUCGCCAUGUUGCUGGAGGCGGCGGAGGGCGAAACGGCCGAGGAGAUUCUUCGAACGUUCAGCAUCGCCCCAGACGCCCGCGACGAGCUGAGGCAGGGCUUCAAGGCCUACUUCGACACCUUCGAGCACGCUGCAGCGGCGUCGGCGGAGAGUGGCGAAGCCGCAGGAGCCUUCAACAUGGCGAUGCUGCGCACGGCCGCUAUCCUGUCUCCAGAAUACAAGACUCUACUGGCCAAAUACUACCGCGCCAACAUUACUGAAGUGCAGCAAUUCGACAAUUUCACUGGGUCGCAGCCGCCGGCGCUGGCGCUGGAGCUGCGCACGGACUCGGGCGUGAUGAGCCACUGGCGCGACUACCAGCGCCUGGGCGUGUUCACCUUCCUGUCGCACCGCGGCGCCGCGCCCUUCCACCGCGCGCCGGGCGACGCCGUCGCCGUGCCCAUGAUCCCGCAGGUGGGCGUGUUCCGCUCGGGCCGCCUCGACCACCUCGCCUGCAGCGCCGUCGAGCUGCAGCUGGAGGUGGGCGCGGUGAACCUCCUGCUGCUGGUGCCGGACGCGGCGGACUCGAUGGACGAGCUGCUGGUGAAGCUGUCGGGCGUGCAGUUCGCGCACCUGCCGGCGUGGCUGGCGUGGGGCGAGCGGGAGGUGGCGCUGCCGCAGCUGGCGGUGCUGUCGUCGGCGCUGGACCUGGCGCCGUUCCUGCGCCAGCUGGGGCUGCGCCGCGCGCUGAACGCGUCCGCCGCCGACCUGGGCCGCGCGCGCGCGCGCUCCCCGGCCGCGCCCGCCGCCGGGCCGUCGCGCCUCGUGGCCGACGCGCCGCGCCUCUACCUCAAGUCCGUCACGCAGGACGCCUACUUCUCCACCUCCUUCGUCGCCCGUUAUGAAAUUAAAUUUCAAAAAGUUUUUCAAAUUUGGCAUAAAAAUAACUUAGAUAAUAACAAAUCUCAUGUGAGAAAUAUCAUAAAUAUGAGAAAUGAUAAUUGGAACGAAAUACAUUACACAAUAUUUUCAUGCUGUAUUCACGUGUUUGUAAGUGAUUAUCACAGUGCUCACAAUAUGAAACAUCUGUCUUCACAACUUUUCUUCAAGGCUAAUCACUGGGAAUAA